AUGUCUACUGACGAGGGCUUUGUCAAUCCCAUUAUUCCGGGAUUCAACCCUGAUCCUUCAAUCUGUCGUGUGGGCGAUGACUUCUUCCUUGUUACCUCAACUUUCGAAUACUUCCCCGGUAUUCCGAUUUAUCACAGCAAAGACCUGUUGGCUUGGACGCUAAUUGGCCAUGUCUUGACACGUCGAUCCCAGCUUGAGAUGCGCACGACGGAACCCUCCGGAGGAGUUUGGGCACCAACAUUGCGAUAUCACCAGGGCACAUUUUACGUGUCUGUCGGGUGUACCCAGAGGUUUCGACCUAAAGAGUGGGAUAUUACGAUACCCCGUGGUUUCUAUGUAACCACUACAGGCAUUCGAACCAAGGGCUCUUGGUCUGAUCCCAUUUAUUUCGAUGUCCCAGGGAUCGACCAAGAUUUGUUUUUUGAUGACGACGGCAAGGUUUACUUUUCUGCCGUCAAUCAGGUGAAGGACCCAAAAAUCACCAAGCAUGGUCUUGGACUUGCAAGCUUCACUGUCGAAAUUGAUCUAAACACAGGAAGUUGUGUGGGGCCUAUCAGGUGGAAUCGCAUGUCGGAAUUCGGAUUCGGCAUUGCAGAAGGACCUCACAUUUUCAAAAAAGAUGGAUACUACUAUCUGUCUACCGCUGAAGGAGGUACUGAUGAGGGUCAUCAGCAGUGGAUACACCGCAGUAAAGUCGGGCCAUUUGGCCCAUGGGAAACGCCUGGAAACGACGUCAACCCAAUUAUCUUCAACGACAUGGACACGCAAGUUCGCAACACUGGACACCUGGAUUUCAUUGAGACCAGUGAUGGGCGUUGGUGGGCAGUGUUCCUUGGAGUUCGACCACAAGGAAACAAGGCUCAAUUCAAGUCGCAGCUGGGGCGAGAGACGUUCCUCGCGCCUGUUCAAUGGAUCGACGGCUGGCCUGUGGUCAAUGGACGGAAGAACAUCAGUCUUGAAAUGAAUGCACCGGGGAUGCAUCGUCUUACAAAACCGCAAUCCUGGCGGGAUGAUUUUGAAGGCCCUGAAUUGCAACUUGGGUGGUACCAUCUACGAACGCCCUUGAAGCAAGCAUACAAAUUCGACACUCACCAGAACUCCCUGCUUUUAUAUGGUGGUGCUAACAGAAUCUGGGAUUUCGAAUGCCCAAGUAUGCUGUUACAGAAACAAGUCCAUUUUUCCUUGGAUUGGCGGGUGGAGAUGAACUUCGCCCCCAUGAUUGCUGAAGAGGAAGCGGGCACAGCGAUUUGGUGGUCCCAAUUUGCCUACGCAUCGAUUGGCCUUCGAAGGAUGAGUAGUGGAGAAGGGAUGGAGAUUCUUUGUCGAUAUUUGGAUGAAAAGAACGAAUUUCAGGUAAGAAUCUAG
This is a messenger RNA of Ilyonectria robusta, 1365 nucleotides long. Its product is annotated as glycosyl hydrolase. Bases 1 to 1365 code for a protein of 454 amino acids. NCBI's taxonomy places the organism in Eukaryota, Fungi, Ascomycota, Sordariomycetes, Hypocreales, Nectriaceae. The record is from RefSeq and is a predicted model, not a curated record. The transcript has 3 exons. Gene Ontology annotation, molecular function: hydrolase activity, hydrolyzing O-glycosyl compounds. Gene Ontology annotation, biological process: carbohydrate metabolic process.